AUGAAAUUAAAAACUCAAUCCAGUGAAAGUCCAUCUAAAGGAGAGUAAUCUUUUGGCAAAAAUAUUGGAAAUCUAUCCAAAUUGAAUAAUCAGAGCUCUAUUCUGCAAAUAGAAUAACAGAUGCCAGUCACUAACAAUGAUCGAAGUAGAGCUCAGUCAAAUGAUGACUCAUAUUUCGGAGGUAAAAACAAGUUAACUAUGCAGCAAUAAAAAUAUGCGAGUUAACUUGAGUAUGGUGGUUACAACAAUUAACUCAGGAACAAUAGUAGUAUAAACGAAUCAAUGAGUAUCUCGAAGAAUGAAAGUAUGCCUAGAAUUAAAAAUAUAAGGCCUGACCCCACAUCCAAGAACUCUAGGACUAAAUUUAACUAAACAGCAUCAUAAAUUAACGCUCUUAAUUGCACUGUCUCAUCAAUUAAUGGAAUAAAUGACACUCAAAAUAGUAGCUUAAAUGGAGCAGCUUAUGGAAAUCAAAUUAGUAAUAUAUUAGGCUAAGAGAAUGGAAGAAUCAAAAUGCUUAAGCGAUAUACACUUAAAACAAAAGCUGCUAAUGUUCUAUAAAAAAUCGGAUUUCCUUAAAAAAAAUACAAAAUAUAAGAGGAAUUAAGAAAGAUUAAGAAAGAAAUAGGGGGCAAAAUGGAAUCUGAUAACAACGAAUUCUUUGAGUUACUCAAUCAAACAACCUAAUCUUUCUAUAAAACUCUGAAUGAAUCAGUGAUGAAUUAAAAUCCUCCUGAUAUCAGCACUUCUUACUAUGGAUAAUAAUCAGCUGCUAGAGAUUAUAGUGAUGCAGAAGAGACAAAAUACAACAGUACAAGAAAUUUCGAGCGACCAUAAUAUAGGCCAGCAACAUAACUUAAAACUAGAGAUAAUAAGCUUCAGUUCCCAAAUAAUCUAUAAAAAACAAAUAAUGCUGUUAGCUAAAGAGAUACAAGUUUGAAAUCAAAAAAUAAAACACUUGAUAAAGCUAAAAAUUUCUCCAUUCCUGAGGAAGGAUUGAAUACAAUAUCUAACAACAGUCAGUAAAAUCUUAAUACAACAAUAAGUAAUAUCAAAUCAAAAUUGGGUAUCAGACCUAUAACUUCUGUAUAAGAGAGAGGAGGUUCUUCAAUGAAAACUGAUAAAAAUGUAACCAUUAAACUUAAUUACUAUGCUAUAGCAAACAUAUCUGGAAAUGCCCAGAUUCAAACUAUAACGAAGAAUAAUAUCUUUAACAGGCCAAGAGGAGCAACUAUGGAUAGUAUUAGAAAGAGACCUGUCGUUAGACCAAAUAAAAAUCCUAAUGAAUAGUCCAAUGAUAGCUAGAGCAACCUAUUCUAAACACAUCAUGAUAUGAUGAAUUCCAUCUUUGAAGGGACUACUCAAGUAGGGAGAAACAGAUCGAUUUCAGAUGAAAAGAAAACAACUCAAAAUAUGAAUGCAGAAGAUAAGAGCAAUUAGUACCUCGAAAAGAGAUCAAACAGCCGAAUAUCAUUCAAAAGAAGCAGAGUCGAUCUCUACAAUCAGAAUAUGAUUUAGCAAUUUGAAAGAUAAUUCGAUUCUAUUAGAGGAUCAAUUGGAGGAGAGAGAAUAUAGUAUAUAAAAAGUUAAAUAGUAUAAGCAUAUGAAAUUGCUUAGUUCCCAAUGUAUUAAAUAGACGAGAGGAAAACAUGCUUGAUUGACAUUUGGAAUACCAUUAUAGAGACAAUAAAAUAGAGCAAUGAUCUCUCAACUUUUGAAUUACUAUUUUCAACUUAGAGAGUCCUAGGGAAUUUCUACCUAGACUUCAAAGACUUAAAUGAAGCAGUGAGGGUAUACAAAUCAUUGAAAAUUUUAUGCGAAGACUUCCAAAAGUAUAAGGAGAAGAUGCAUGUUUAUGAAUAAAUUGGAUAUGUUUACAGGCUAAUGAAAGAUUCUGAAAGUGCAGUCAAAUAAUUCAAAAAGCAGUUGUAAUUAGCUUGGCAAGAGGGAGAUACUCAGGUGGAGGUAAAUGCAUAUGAUAACCUUAGUAUUGAUUACUUCUAUCUUGGUGAGUUAGCCAAAAGCAACUACUAUCAUGAUAGAAUAAUGAGAGGGAAAACAGAAAAUAACAAAUCUAUUGUUAAAAAGGUUUCUUGUAACUUGCUGGUCUCUCGAAGAGAACAUAGACAUAAUAUAGAGCUGAGGAAAAAUGGAGAGAAAUAAAAGACAAUGGAAUAAUAGAGAUUACCUUCACCCUCAGCCAUAAGCAAAGGUGCUUAAUUCUCUAAAGCUAUUAAUCUUUUACCUCACUAUACUGAGUCUUAGGCACUUGGAAUUAAGGAAGAAGAAGAUGAAGAGCUUAAUUACUCCAAGUAAAGAGGUAAAACUACUGAUGGCAGAUCGCAAGGUAAAAAAUUUACUUAGAAAGAGUUAUUGCACCUUAACAAACUACCCUAGUAUGAAUAUCUUAAGACAUAAAUUGAGAAAAAGACCUUUGUUAGCAAGAAAAAUUUCUAUACAAAGCUUUAAUAAGCUGAAAAUAAAGGUGUUUACAGACAAGAGGAACCUGUAGAUUAUAAACCCUUUGAUGAAGAUAGAUUUAGAGACAUUGUCUCCUAUGCAUUAUAGAAAAAGGAAACCUCACAUACUACUGAUGAUAAGAGGAACAUUUCACAUAUGAGUGUGCACAGAACUGCCCCCUUAAAUGUCUUUAAUCCAAUCAAAAUUAUUGAAAGUCUAAAGAGGACAAUUGAAGCAUAUGCAGCAAGAUUAGUUUAACUCGCAGCUAUGGAUAAACUAAUUAAGUAAAGAGACUCUCCAACCUAAAAAAUGUUGUGA
Messenger RNA from Stylonychia lemnae, 2778 nucleotides. NCBI's taxonomy places the organism in Eukaryota, Ciliophora, Spirotrichea, Sporadotrichida, Oxytrichidae. The record is from the annotation of a GenBank genome assembly.